Molecule: messenger RNA, 318 nt
Organism: Puccinia triticina
Lineage: Eukaryota; Fungi; Basidiomycota; Pucciniomycetes; Pucciniales; Pucciniaceae
Exons: 1
Coding region: 1-318 (105 amino acids)
Source: RefSeq, a predicted model, not a curated record
AUGGAAAUAACAAAUAACCAACAGAAAAGGAACUCCUCCUCCCAUCCCACGCACACCGCCUGCCUCCGCUCCCACACCGUCAUGUGCGCCUCCGCCACUCGCCGUAGACAGCCACCAGCCCUUGAUCAUCCAUCAUCCACGCCCCUGUCUAGCCUCUGGUGUUGGGAUCCCACUCGCCGCCUUGGCCCCAGCCACGCCCACUGUUGUGACCUGCUCUGGCUGCCACGGCUUCCCCCAACCACCGCGCCGCUACUAAAAAUUCCGCUCUGCUCCGCACGCCGCAGCUCUGCCGCCUUUGACCGCACGCUCCGCGCCUGA